This is a messenger RNA of Dermacentor andersoni, 2013 nucleotides long. Its product is annotated as very long chain fatty acid elongase AAEL008004-like. Gene Ontology annotation, cellular component: endoplasmic reticulum membrane. Gene Ontology annotation, biological process: sphingolipid biosynthetic process; very long-chain fatty acid biosynthetic process; fatty acid elongation, saturated fatty acid. The record is from RefSeq and is a predicted model, not a curated record. Gene Ontology annotation, molecular function: fatty acid elongase activity. Lineage: Eukaryota; Metazoa; Arthropoda; Arachnida; Ixodida; Ixodidae.
UCGCGGAAAAAUCCGGCAGCGACGGUUUAUAAGUGUCGACGAGACUGUUCGACGGGCGAGAGCGAAUUAGCGUGCCCGUGACCUCCCAUCCGCUCGGCUCUCGGCGCAGCUGCAAAGCACGCGAGCGUUCGCGCUUCUCUCGUCAGCAGUCCACAUCCACGGAGGUGCGAACUGAAGAACGACCCCGAGAACAACAUCGCCAGCGCCCAGCAAGCAUCGGCGACGCGAUAGGGAGGAUCAAGGGAAUCGAGGCAGUUCGCUGGCCACGCGUGUUCGUGCGCUCCGAGUGCGGACACGAUGGCGUCGCCCGUUCGCUCCGUCACGUCUCCCUUCGCCGACCUGUACGACUUCUUCUGGUCUCACCGGGAUCCACGAACCGAGGGAUGGGCCUUCAUCGCCGACGCCAAAUUCACUUUCCCGCUGCUCAUUGGGUACGUCUACUUCGCCAAGGUGGCCGGGCCCCGCUGGAUGAAAGACCGCAAACCGUUCGACCUCAAGUGGGCAAUACUGAUCUACAACGCCCUGACGGUGAUAGCCAACGCUUACUUCGCCAUUCGCUUUCUGUCGCUCACUUACGUGGGCGGUAACUACAGCCUCUUCUGCCAGGGCAUCAACUACAGCUCGCCAAGCGAGAGGGACAUGGCCAUUCUGAGGCUCGGCUGGUGGUACAGCUUCGUGAGGAUCGGCGACUUCAUGGACACCGUGUUCUUCGUGCUGCGCAAGAAAAACGCGCAGAUCACGUUCCUGCACGUCAUCCACCACUUCCUGGUCGUGCUCAGCGGCUGGUUCUUCAUGAACUUCGGCGGCGACGGCCAGCCCAUCUUCGGCCUGUGCGUGAACGCCUUCAUACACGUCAUCAUGUACUCCUACUACUUCCUCGCGGCCCUGGGACCUGCGAUGCAGAAGUACCUGUGGUGGAAGCGCUACCUCACCGAACUGCAAAUUGUACAGUUCAUCGGGCUCAUGAUGCACAUGGCCAUCACGCUGUUUUACGACUGCGGUUACCCAAAGUUCCUCACGAUGCUGGCCCUGCCGCAAGGCUGUCUGGGACUGGGACUCUUCAUCAACUUCUACAUCAAGAGCUACAGGGCGCAGAGGAAGCUCCACGUAAGCGCUGAUAAGCUAAAGAAGCACGACUGAGUGUACGAUGUCUGAUGUCUGCUUCGAAGAAGAUGAAGCAGAAAAAGAAAAAGAAGACUUGUAAAAAAUUAUAACGGUAGGAAAAGAGCCCUCACGAUUAGAAUUGUUGUAAAGAUUUAGGUGCGAAAAAUGGUUGUUUGAAAUGAAGUGCUCAGAACUGUUUGUUCCGUCUUCAUUCUACCCGUAAUAUCAAGAGCGUGCGUACAUUUUACUGAAAAUGGGUUCUGCGUAUUCCAAGACUUGCGAGAGUCUGCACUGCAUGUCGGGUUUCGUUACAGUGGUGGUGUAGAAAAGCACUAUUUUUUUUUUGGAUUCAUUUUGUGUUAACCUGAGCUGACUUCAUUUUUUCAUCGCCGCCUUUCACUCGCACGGCCAACUACAUCCUCACCGACAUCACCCGCAAGAACGUAGAAGAUCUCAUCGCGAGCCUUGUUUUGUGACUGACCAUUGUGGGCCCGAUUAUUUUUGGUCAUUCGACAUGCACUGCCAACUGUAGGAAAUUCGCUGCCGACAAGAAUGUUCUAAUGAAAGAUCACAGUAAUUGAGAGUGUUGUGAUUUCACUUUGAUAAGAAGUGCCAAAUGAGUGAUAUGCACAUUUUUUUCGUUGUUACUGGCACUAAGACUUCGAGAAGUAUGCAGAACCUGUCGGAUUUUUCGUAAUGUUUUUGUUGAGGGUUGGCGUUCGGCGUUAUCCGCGAGAGAAUGACUUCGCGGCGGGUGGUGUAAUACGUUUGCUUUAUCGUCAUUAAAAAAAAAGCAAGCACACAUAUUGCUUUUUCUCCGAGUCUUCCAAUGUUCCUGCAGCCGCAACAUGUGUUCCUGUGCGGCAUUAUAGUCAAAAGUGCUGAUCAAUAAAGUCAUCAUAAGAGCUA